This is a messenger RNA of Aegilops tauschii subsp. strangulata, 1331 nucleotides long. Its product is annotated as ricin B-like lectin EULS3. The record is from RefSeq and is a predicted model, not a curated record. NCBI's taxonomy places the organism in Eukaryota, Viridiplantae, Streptophyta, Magnoliopsida, Poales, Poaceae.
UGAGCUUGGCCCGGAUCAGAUCCACCUCCACUACCCCGCGCGCGUUCCCAUUUCCCGACCACCGACAGGCCAGUCAAUCAUGGACUUCCCGCACCGCCACGGCCACGGCCACGGCCGCCGCGACGACGACGACGAAGACCGCCGCGCCCCCGCCCCCUACGGCCGCCACGAGCCUGAUGCGUACGGCGCCCCUCCCCCGUCCUACGGCCGCCGCCCCGACGACGACGCUGGCGACGCCUACGGCCGCCACCCUCCCGCCGCCUACGGCGCUCCUCCCCCGGCCUACGGUGCCCCGCCUCCCGCCUACGGGGGCGGCCGCGAGGAUGAGUACGGAGGCCGCGCCCCGGCAUACGGUGCCCCGGCCCCGGCCUACGGUGGAGGCCGCGAGGACGACUACGGGCGCCACGCGCCCGCGCCUGCGGGCUACGGCGGUGGUGACUACGGGCGCCACGCCCCUGCUCCGGCCUACGGAGGCGGCCGCGACGAAGGCUACGGCGCACCCGCCCACGGCAACGUGGUGCACGUCUCCCACGAGUCCGGCGACGAGAGGCCGCAGUACGGGGGCUACGGCCACGAGACGCGCCCGCACCACGGCGGCGGCGGGAUGGCGCCCCCGGCGACCAGGCAGCCGACGUACAGGAUCCUCUGCAAGGCCGGCGAGGACAGCUUCAGCCUCGCCGCCAGGGACGGCAAGGUCUGCCUCGUCCGCACCGACCGCGACGACGACACGCAGCACUGGAUCAAGGACAUGAAGUACAGCACGAGGGUGAAGGAUGAGGAAGGCUACCCUGCCAUGGCACUCGUCAACAAGGCCAGCGGAGAGGCGCUCAAGCACUCCCUUGGCCAAUCCCACCCUGUUCGUCUGACCAGGUACAAUCCAGACACCCUGGACGAAUCGGUCCUUUGGACCGAGAGCAGGGACGUCGGGGCAGGCUACCGCUGCAUCAGGAUGGUGAACAACAUCUACUUGAACUUUGACGCGCUCCAUGGCGACAAGGACCAUGGCGGUGUGCGUGAUGGAACCACCCUCAUUCUGUGGGAGUGGACUGAGGGCGACAACCAGCGCUGGAAGAUCGUUGCCUGGUGAACGAUGCAUAUGCUAAGCAAGUACUGAAUGUUUCUGGAAUAAAAAGGAUGGCGCCGAUGUGAGUGGUGUUUCUGUUUUGUUUGAGCAGUUAUAUAUAUUAAUGAACUUGUAAUGAUGGAUUUAUUGGCGUAGAUUAUGUGUGAUGGAUGCAUGAACAGACCAGUGCUUGUUAUUAUGCAUGCAUAUACAUGCUGUGUGACAUGUUUGUGAAAUACUGUAUAAUAGAAUUGGUUUAUCCCAUCAA